UGUGUGUGUGUGUGUGAGACCUCAGAGGAAGCCUUCCACGCUGUGGUUGCGCUGCACUGCUGCAUCCUGCUUUCUUCUGCUGCGUACAUCCGCCCCUCUGUGUCUCGUUUUGACCUCGUUAUUACCCUCGUUACCGUUAGCAUUAGCGACUGCACCCUCUUUGAUGAUCGCCAGCAGCGGGCGUCACUGGGGCCAUCCUCUCCGCUGUCACCAUCAUUCUCAAUAUGCUGUUAUUAUCACUGUCGCCAUGAUUUCUCCUAAUGUUCUGAAAUGAAGACAGAUGCUGGAAUAAACACUCCUGAACCCUAACUCUGCGUCACUGUUGAAUGUGCUGCAGGGGCAUGGUACCCCACCCCCUACCCAUCCUCAGCCUUGAUCAACACUUGUGGGCUUCGCAUACUGUUAAGCCUGCUGCCAGACAUGUGCUCCCAUCCAGCCUGGUGUUCUCUAGCACUUCAGAAAGGCAACCCUCGUAUGUGUUUCUCCUCUGAAUAUUUCAGAGGGGAGCUGACAAAACGCAGACAGAAACAGGCCGCUGAUGACCUCCUUCUCAUCGCCUCCUCCAUAUUUCCCUCUCUCUGCAUCCCCUUACUUCCUCCUCUCAUAUUCUCCCCAUCUUGCCCGCUUUUUCUCUCCCAGUUUCAGAGUCUCAUCUUCGUCUUUCCUCUCCUCCCUCCCCCCACUGUGCAUCACACUCUCCUCUCCUCCUUCCUGUUUCAUGUUUUAAGUGUGCUCCUCUUCUUCCUCUGUCCUUCAUCCCUGUUUUUCAUGCAUCCUCUUUCAACUUUCAUCUCUCUCUCUUGCUCCUGUGUCUGAUCGUCUCUCCUUUUCCGUUCCCUUUCAUUCACCUUUUUCCAUCUCUCCACUGUGAUGUACACCGCUUUCCUGCCCGUCUUUCUGUCUGUUCCUACAGGGCUGUCUAAGGCCUCUGCUCGGUUAAUUCAUUCGUCGUGCAUUGCCUCACAUAUCUGCAGGGUCAGGCAGGCACACAGAGAGGAAGAGGAGAAGAAGUCUGGAGAUAAAAAAAGAGAUUAAGUUUUAUCGUCAAAACCAGAAAGUAAGAGCAGGAUUGCGAGGUGUUGAGGUUUCUGUACAUUUUUGUAAAUCGUGUCAUGACCUGGUUCUGUGCACUACUUGCUUUGUCAGUUCUUUUUGCUCCUGAUCUAAUAUUUCAAUCACAUUGCUGCCAUUGUCUCAGUCUCUGCUGGAAUGAGCAGCAUGUGUGGUGCAUGCAUACAUAUACUCCUCUUUAAACGCGCUCUGCUGAUAAAUCAGAAAUGAUGCGCAUUCUUAAUUGAACUGAAUCUAUUCUUUGUUGAAGUGACUCUUUGUGCUGCAGUAGAUGAUUUCACCAAGUCUUUCUAGGCUCAAAUGUGGAAUAAUUACCUGCUGAAUAUAUACGAUGUAGACUUUGUUUUGGCAUGUUGUUGGAAGGACCUGAUUAAUGAUAAAACACAUUUAUAAAUGCAGGAAAAACUCAAAAACUUGUUUUAACAGUAAAGAAACAUUUAAGCCAUUUAUGUGUUUUUGUUUGUUGCUGGAUGACUUCUGGAGAGAUUGUUUAUGUUGUAAUGUCCAGCAAUGGUCAGUUUUUAGGUACUGUUUGACCAUUCAACAUCUGGUCAAAAUAGAGACACAAGACUGCAUGUGCUCCCUUUAAAUUGGCCUGCCUUCAUCCCACCAGCUGGAGCUCAGAGCCUCUCUGCAGCUCUGAACACAGAUAGCGUAUCGUCAACAAUGAUGUUCUAAUGGCUGCAGUGUCAUGUACACAUUAUGAGCAUUAUAAGCCGUGUUGAUUACGUGGUUAUUCAUAUGUAAUUUUAUAGUUUAGUGAAUAAAACCAGCAGAAAAAUGGGUUCAGGGUAAGCUGGAGUUUCUUAAUAAAUCUGAUCAAACAACCCUGUCUGGCAAAAAUAACAGAAAAGUUUAUAAAACAAUCUUUUCUUAAAUUCCUGUAUUAUUUAGAAGGUCAGAGCUGAUUUAAGACAGACUAGCAGUUAGCUCAUCAGUCAACUUUGUUCCUUUACAAGGAACCAAAGGAGUCCAUUUGCCUUAAUUAGGACCUUAGGUUAACUCUGUGCUUAGUGACAGAACUUCCAAGCACUAUUCUGCAUAUUUUUGUCAUCAUAGUGUUUUUAUUUUUUCCUUUUUACAUAUUUUUGUCUAUGUUCUGCUAUGUGUGUUUAAAACGCUCAGGAGGAGUUAACAUGCGGUCACUAAAUCUCUGACACUGUAAGCACAGUGGGUCGCAGGAAUAAUGAUGGCUUGUUAGCACGGCUGCGUAAAUGAAAGGCGUUGUGUCGCUUCUGAAGAAACGUUGGAACAAGAAGCAGAGACUUUACUGCUGAGCUGACCUGGUUCAGUGGCAGUGUGUGCUCUGUUUGGCACCUGUUUGUGUUCAACUUUCACUUUAACACUGUAAAUAAACAGAUUCUGAUGGUUCUUACAUUACACGUAGCAUUACGCAUAUACAUUAUAGCAUAAUGUAAUCAAACCUACUGCAGGAACAGCUCUUGGAGUUUAUCUUGUCUGACAUGACAGAGAAAUGUGUGUGUUUGUGUAUUAGGUCUCCUGCGUUUGAGUUGCAGCAGUUCAAAAUUUUAAAUCUUGUUGUCAGUGUUUGAGUUUUCCUGCAGAUGCGAUAGAUGAUUUCCUCACAGUGUCUCAGCAGCACGUCUGGUCCAGUCAUCUCUUCCUUUAGAAGCUCGGUUGUUGUUUCUUCCUGUUAAACCAACACCAGAGUCUCUCUGGCUUAGAAAGAGGCUGAUGAAACUGUUUUUGGCAAGCUCAUAGCCUCUUCCUUGUAAGGUGUUCUAUUUUCUGUGCAUUAUUCGAGUGAGUCAAAAAUAGAAACUGAUAUGUCAGAAAGAGACAGUGAUAAAAAGCCAGAGGCAAACCAACCACGCGUGCACGCUCACACACAAAUGCAUGGGCACUUUUUUAUUUUUUUACCAUGGCUCACUCUGAAUUUAUUAGAUUUCUUUUUUAAUCUCCUGUGUCACUCAUGUGUUUCUUUUCUCUUUUCUUCUGAAUCUUGCAGGUUUUCCUGAUCGCGAGGCCUGAUUUGCAGAGCUGGAGCUUGGUUAUAAAGGAGGAGGGAGCGAGCGAGCCACAGUCAUGGAAACCUACAAGGACCUGCUGCUCCUGGGAGCCAUCGCAGCAGCGUCUGCCUUCAUGGUCACCAUCCUCAUUGUUCUUGUGUGUGUAGGCUGCCAAAGGAAAAGCAAGAGCAAGCACCCCCCAGCCGGAGAGAAAGGGACUUCUGUAAAUAUGCAGGGUACGCUUCGGCAUCCGAAACUGAACUCCAUGAGUAAAUCUGACACCAGGUUGCAUGAGAUCAAUCGCUUUCCCUGCAAUGGUAACUCUGUUAGUAAGAGCCGCCCAGCCAGCAUGGACCUGCUUCUCCUCCACAGCCGGCGCUCCCAGACAGACCUAAGGCCCUCCCAUGCACGACAGCUCCCUCAGAUCCCCACCAGCCCUCAGGGAUCAAGCCAGGGAGGAGGAGGGGAUGCAGGGGGUGAUGCUGGUGGAGGAGGAGGUGGUGGAGGGGGAGGAGGAGGAGGCGCGGAGGCUAGAGACCACACCUACACCGAGGUGGGCCUUCGCAAUAACCCGACUCCUAGCCACUACCUCGACGAUGGCCUGUAUGAAAGCGUAGCGGUUCGGGAAACUGAAGCAGGUCCCAAAGUCCCCUCUGCUCCCCCGUCCACGUCAUCCAGCACUCCAUCAACUGUCAGAGCAGCUCAGAGCCCUCCGGCCCAUACUAACGGCGCUCGCAAUGGAAAUGGCGGCAGAGGGAAUGGCACCAUUAAUGGAGCUUUGACAGUGAACAGAUCUCCUUUGUCCUCUGUCAACUCCCUGGUUGUUCAAGAUCCAUCUGGAGCUGAGUAUGCUUCCAUACGGAAGUUUAAAAAGGUUGACCAGUUAAACAGAAAGGAGAACAACGGAGCUGACAGCCAGUCAGACAGCCAGUCAACCAUGAGUGAUUCUCCAUCAGCUGCUCCUCAUCCUCUUCAUCGCAGUCAGGAGUUUCCACGCAAACCGCUGGAGCCAUUUCACCUGCACUCCUUCCCAAAGGAAGCAGUGUUCAUGGGCAAUGGAGAGCAGUACAUCUGGAAGCCUCCAGAGGAGGAUGACAUCAUCACCUUGCACCCUCCACCGCUCCGUGGAGACAACUGUCAGGGGCAACCAUUGCCCCCAACUGCAAAGGAGAUUGCAGACACUUACUCCAUCGUAUGCAAAAGCCAGAAGAAGAAACCUCCUAUGGAGCACAACGGAGCAAAGACGCUCCCGCGCUCCUUCGGCGGGGAGCGGGGAAACCACGGUUCCCGAGGCCGAGGCCGAGGAGUCCAAGCCCAAGCUCGUUCCCAAGAGGAGCCCUGUUAUGAGCCAGUAGGAGACAGGUCCUGGUCCAACGCGGUGGCCGAGUCAGACCCUGCGUAUGCCAGUAUUGACACCCACCGGAAGCGUGAGCAGGGGGGAUCCAAUAACAGCACAGGUGGGGGUAGCGCUACUCUGAAGAGAAAGAAGCAAAUACCGCAGCAGCCGCAGCAUGCAACACCAACAGCACCACAAGGCUCAGAACCCAACGCCCCCCCUGUCAGAGGCCUCCCUGGUGGGGAAAACUUCUAUGAGACCAUCAGUGAUGUAAAACAAGGAGGCAACAGCUCUGGCACUACCACUAUCUUCACUUUCAAUGAUGGAAUGGAGAUGUACGUCACUGGCCUGUAGCAAACUAAUAGGGUCCAGAAGCCACUGGUACUGGUUCUGUUUACCGACCAGCAGGUCGCUGUACAUAGACACAGGCCCUCUACAGUCAAGCAACAUGAGGAUCCAUUUUGUGUUGACAUCAGGUACAAACAGGGUCUUAAUCCAGGUUCAGACUUCCUUUGAUUGGUCUGCACUUCAGAACCAGCCUACGCCUAGUCCAGCCCAAAAAUGGACCAAAAACAAAAAAGAAAAGUGGUGGAGAAAAACAACUAACUGGAACAUUUGUGUUCAGUGUUCUGUGUCACAAUCACCUGCUUGUGCAUCAUUUUUCCAUUAUAUCUUUAUUUUUAUAUGAACACUUUACUCUUUAAAGAGUUCUCACAAUCUAAAAAAAUACAAUUUAGAUAUAUAUUUAAAAAAUGUGCAUGCAUCGUGCAAACUCACAUGAAAAUAGACAUCAGUAGCAAUCAAAAUGCAUAUUUGUGGAGCGUAAGGUACAUAACUGGUGAACUUGCACGUGCCUCAUUUUGGGUGACUCACUAAAUAUGAGCACAUUUAUAUCACAGAUGUUUGUGGUGUUUAGCGCUCCCUGAACAAACAUGAAACAGGUUCCCAAAGCGCGCUGACCUGUUGUCAGGCAGACGGCAUUUUUGGUGCUUUGUUCAAACACAGGCCUGUGGUUUACCGACCUGCUGAAACGCACAGACAUAAAUGAAAGCUGUCGUCAUUCCACAAAGUGUCACUGGCGCACCCCCGAGCUCCGCAGCAGUUAUAGGCACAACCCAAAUGAUGAGUGCAGGAAAGUGAGUUUAUCUCAACAGUAGAAGCUUUGUUUAAAUUAAACCCAAAGUGAAAAACGUACUCUCAGAUUCGACAAACAUCUGCUGCCAGAGGCAUGUUGACACACCCCAUCGCACCCCCACUCAGACACACACAUAAUUGUCAGUCAUGCAAGGUGAAGUGAUCGGGUCAGGGGCAGUGAAACGCUUGUGCAAGAAUUUCCCCAGAGUGACGUUACACAACAAGACCUCAACUGUAUCACAGGAAUAAAUAAGAGAAGAAUAUUUAAAUAAAAAGAAAGACAAAAGGAAGGGAAAAUGUGUCCAAAACAAUGCAGGGUGCUUCAUCCUGUGCAGUUAAUAUGCCAUUUCCUCUGUGGAUUGUAAAAAUCUGAUUUUUAUGACCAUUGUAAUUUUUGCACUGGACAACUGCCUGACUGCUGAGCUUACUUGAGCAUUACUGUUGUGUGGAGUGUAAUAAAGCACAGUUGUUCUGAUUCGGACUCCAGUCAAAACGAGGGCUGAUUCAUGACUCACAGACUUGAGUCUUGUGGUUGAAAUAGUAACAGAGGUUCUGGACUCCAAAGAAAAUAAAAGAGCUGUGCAUAAAACUUACCAUAGAGUGUCUUUUGGAAAGUUUCUCCUCUCCUUCUCUCCAGCCUCUGUACCGAGUCCUCGUCCACUGAAAACAACACUUUUCCCAUGCAGCUUUGGGGAAACAUUUAAACAGAAAAGGAACACGGGAAGAAACCAAACAUUUGUGGCUUAAUAAACAGGCAGAAAGACAAGACGUGAUGAAGAGAAGGAAAAAAAGCUCUCUUACUGCGAGACAAACUUGCAUGGAGAAAACGGGUUUAGAAAGGUUAGCAGGAAAAGUAUAUAGAUGCUACAGUGUCAGAAAGUAUGUAAAAAUGAAAACGCACAUUGUAUUUAAGGUGCUGUCUAUUUUUAUCGUACCUGAAAUGAAAACCGUGGGACAAACAGCUCAUACCACUGCCAUGAAAACAGUUCUUUUACGUUGUUGAUGCUGUUUUUUUCUGCUUGGACAAAUGCAUGCUUUAAUAUGUGGAGAUAAAAACAAAUAUUGUGCUACUUAUCUCUAUUUUUCUGUUGUACUUUUACCAUGUAAUGCAAAGCAGCGUUCUGUUUGCUUAAAAAAAUACUUUGAGGAGCGGGGCAGAGAUGGGAGGGAGCUGGUGGGAGAAAAUGGCAGCAAUAUUUGAUGGAGUGCUGGGGUGGGGGGGUGCACAGCGAGUAUAGAGCUGGACGAGGAUCACUGCAAAAUGCACACUGACCCCAUAGGCCUCUCCCCCUCCUGAUUAGUUUUUCCCCCCUUCUUGUGUGUGUGUGUGUGUGCGUGCGUGUGCAUAUGCGUGUGCGUGUUUGCUCACAUCCAAACACACUCCCCAGCACCCAGCCACACGCAUCUCUAACCUCUCCUUGCACUUCUUCCAGUCAGACCUGCAUGCAUUUGCCUUUCUUUUCUUUGCUUCACCUUGUCCCUCUCUGCCUUUGAUGCUCGGCUCCGAGGGACUCUGGGAGAGAAAGGCCUUGGGGGGUGGGGGGAGUCCAGCCGACUCCAUUCUCAUAUCAGCAACCUAACGGCUCAACUGUCUGAUGUGGGAAACAGCCAACAGCUGAGAUGUUUAACAAACUGAUCACCCAAACUAAGUCAAUUGGAAAUUACUAUCACACUCCAUUCUGUUAUUUUAUUUAUUUGAAUUUUCUGUGGUUAUUACUUAAUAUGUAACAUUUUAUCCUGAGAAAAUGCACUGAUCCCAUUCAAUUUUUUCAAAAAAUAUUAUUCACUGACCGAAAAAUAAAUAAAUAAAAAAGUUUAUUGCACAAAAUAGUAUAAUGAUGUAAAUGUGUAAAAUUUCACAUUGCUGUUCUGACGUUGUUCCAAUGUAACAUACAGUAUACAGUAUAUUUGUUUAGAGAUCUAAAAAAAAGAAGGUUAUCACCGACACAUCGUACUUUGUGGAUGAAAAUAGUUUCAUGCUUUCCAUGCAAAUACGGAUGCUGUUUGUUAAUUGUCUUAAGAUAUAAAUAUGGGCCAGUACUGCUGUGACAACUGUAGCCAAUGUUGUAUGUUCCUCAAGCACAGACUUUAGUUAAAAAUGAAUAAAUAUAAUAUAGUGUGACAGUGGAGAUAUGCAAACGAUUGUAAUGUUUUAUAUUACCCUUCAUAAAAUAUUAAAGUGAGUUUUUACUUUUCUAAUAAAGUGGCACAUUAUGAAAGGUU
Messenger RNA from Nothobranchius furzeri (turquoise killifish), 7734 nucleotides. The record is from RefSeq and is a predicted model, not a curated record. Lineage: Eukaryota; Metazoa; Chordata; Actinopteri; Cyprinodontiformes; Nothobranchiidae.